GCUAGCAGUAACGUUUUACUCACUGUUCUGGUGAGAUGUUACUCUGCAAGUGAAGCAAUUUUUAUUUACAGGAUAUGUACAUUAAUACUUGAUACUUCAGAAACCUUGAAUGGAUUUAACUGUGGUGUUAAUUGUAACGAAAUGACAACUCGUGUGGUGGGAACUUUAACGGGCAAAAAAUACAGAGGUCGUGUUUAAAAGUCUGUGAACCAUAACAGCACUGGGGAUCCGCGUGUCGGUGUGGACAUGUCUUACUUGGAGUGGGCUGAGAGUCAACUCGCAGAGAUAGAGCUGCUGACCAGCAUGUUUCCCACCCAGGAGGAGCUGGAGAUGACAGACCAGCUGGCAGUGGCUGAGCUCAGGCACUAUGUGGAGGGUUCAUCAGACAGCCCCCCUCCAUCCAGACCACAGUUCCUCAUAAAGCAGAGUGUGGAUUCUACAUGCACAGAAAAGAUGGAUGUUAUCUUCUCCUGUGCUUAUCCAUCUGAAUACCCCAGUGUGUUACCAGAGAUAACAGUCCGGUGUGCUGGGCUCAGCAGGGCCCAGCAGACCCAGCUCCAUGCAGAUCUCAACACAUUCCUCAUGGAAAACUGCCAGGGGGAAGUAUGUGUGCUCACUGCGGUGGACUGGGUGAAAGACAACCUGCAGCCCUUCAUUAGUCGGAGCUUAUCUGCAACAGCAAUACCUAAAAAAGAGUCUGCCCCUGCACGGCCACAGGAAGUGUUCAGCCGACUGUGGAUCUACAGUCAUCACAUUUACAACAAGACGAAGAGGAAGAAUAUUUUGGAAUGGUCUAAGGAGUUAUGCCUGUCGGGAUUUAGCAUGCCCGGAAAGCCCGGUAUUGUGUGUGUGGAAGGUCCUCAGUCUGCCUGUGAGGAGUUCUGGUCCAGAGUGAAGGUUCUGACAUGGAAGAAGAUCAUGAUUCGACAUAGAGAGGACAUUCCCCUUGAUCGUCAGGGCGAGGACGACAGCGCUGUUAAAAGUAUAGACUCUCUGCGCAAAUUCACAGGCUUUGAAGAAGCAAUGUUUGACCCCCAUGGGAACAGAGGUAAUCACAUGGACCUUGGGCAGCUCUACCAGUUCUUAAAUGAAAAAGGCUGUUGUGACGUCUUUCAGAUAUAUUUCGGCAUUGAAGGGAGAUAGAAGUCAAGUAAAAAUUUCCCCCACAGGUUCGUAUUUGGCCCAUGCCUUAUCUGCUUUCGACACUAAGUUAAUAAUAGAAAUGCAUUCGGUGGUUUUAAAUGCGGCCAGCCAAUGUAAUGGAGGCCAAUGUAAUAAAUAACAGGAAAAAGCUGAUAAACUGAACUUUAUCAUUGGAAAUUAAUUAUGUUUGAGUGUGUUAAGGAUGCACCGAUCUGACUUUUUCAGUUCCAAUGCCGAUACUGAUGAUGGGACCUUGCAUAUUGGUCAAUACCUAAUGCCGUUCCGAUACUGUUAAUUUAGAGCAGAGGUUCUCAACCAAGGGGGACACUCUCCUGGGGGAUGUGAGCACAUGGGGGAGUCGCAGGUGACAUCGUCAACCAUGCGUGCGGGUGGGAAGCAACUACUGUUGUACAUCACAACUGUAUAAAUCAGUUUUUGGGGGGGCUAUAGAGCUAUAUAACCCACCACGUCCUCCACAUACAAGUCCGUCACGUUACUUUUAGAAUUACGUUCGGCAUGCAUGACGUAACCCGUGUUGCAAAAAUUUGAAGGGGAAGGAUCAGUUGCUUUUGCAGAUCCCCAAUCCAGCUAAAAUGUUAAUAUCGGGGCCGAUAUCCAGUCCUAAUAUCGGAUCGGUGCAACCUUAGGCCGUGUUGAAAACUAGAUAUCUGUUGAAGUGGACAUCCAAGUCAAGGUGGUGAACAUCUGAAUGAGUAAAUCUGUAAUUCUUGAACUUAACAUGAAAAUAAUGGUGAAAAAUCUAGUCAAUUCUACUUUCAACUUGAUUUUUUCCCCCUGAAGUUAGUAAAUCCUGGCGUAAGCUAUUGAUCACAUUCAAAUUCUGUCAAUACCAAGCCCACAAAUCAACCAUAACAUUCUGACCACUUACAGGAGAACUGAUAAUACUACUGAUUAUCUCAUUACAAUGGGACCUUUCACAGGGUUGGAUAUAUUAGGCAGCAAGUGAACAUUAGUCCUUGAAGCUGAAGCAAAAUGGCAAUGUAAGGAAAUGAGUGAUUUGACCAGGUCCAUAUUGUAGCAAUGACGACUGGGUCAGAGCAUCUCCACAACUGCAGGUCUUGUUGGGUGUUCAUGGUCUGCAGUGGUUAGUACAGAGAAAAAUGGACUAAAGAAGGACAUCCCAAUCUCAGGACAAUUGAUAAUUUGUGAAAGGUUCUGGAUAAGUAAGUCCGAUCCACACCUUCAGAGGUCUGGUAGAGUCUAGGCCUCGGGUCAGAGGUGUUUUUGUGGAAAAAGGGGAACCUACACAAUAUUAGACAGGUGGUAAUAAUGUUCUGUUCCCAUAGAUGAUCAAUUGGUUGUGGUCUGGUUGGGGUUCUUUAGAUUCUUUUGGUAGGUACAAACCACUUUAAGAUCUGGAGAUGCUCUGACCCAGUGAUUUGACAUUAUAAUUUUCUCCGUCAAAGUUUCUCAGACCUCUACUUUUACCCAUUUUGCCAUUUCCAACACAUUACCUUCAGUGACUAACUGUUCACUUGCUGCCUAAUAUAUCCCAUUCACUGACAGGUCCCAUUAUAAUUAAAUAAUCUAAAUUAUUACCACUUUACCUGUCAGCGGAAAUAAUCUUUUGGCCAAUCUGUGUUCGUCUGAUAGCUAAACUUUGACCUCUCCGAGACAAAAGGGAGUGAGAAUAUUUUCUAAUUUGACAAAGUCAGUUCUAACACUCACUGUAUCAACUAGUGGGGAAGUUUAUCAAAAAA
Sphaeramia orbicularis (orbiculate cardinalfish) is the source of this 2864-nucleotide messenger RNA. RefSeq names its product RWD domain-containing protein 2B-like. The coding region runs from base 247 to 1143 and encodes 298 amino acids. Gene Ontology annotation, molecular function: protein binding. The record is from RefSeq and is a predicted model, not a curated record. Lineage: Eukaryota; Metazoa; Chordata; Actinopteri; Kurtiformes; Apogonidae. The transcript has 4 exons.